CCUCGGGUACUGUCGCGUUCUCUCGGCGAGGGCCGGGCGCGCGGAUAGAGUGGGACGCCGCCCGCCGCUGCGCCCCGCUGCCUCGACCGGUUCCAUUGAUAGUCCGCGCGGGCUGCCGAUAAGACGUCAACUUCCACGUCGUCCGCCGAGCGAUGCAACAGUUCCUCUGCUGCUCAGUCCUCGUUCUGACGACAACCAACACACUUAUUGUGACAUAAACACGAUUAAUUCACCUAAUCCCUUUAUGCUCCGCGAAGUGACGUUCGAUAAAACGUGUUAGUAAUACUCAUGAAAAAACCCAGAUGUGCUAAUGGUUACGGAGGGUGUAAAGCUCGCGACUAGACCGUCGGAGAAGUCUCGAGGUCGUCCGCUGAUCUUCCUCGUGGCUCAUCUCCGCGCCCGGAGAAAAUGAUUAGUAAAUAAAUUAUUGUCAAAGAUCUGAACCGAACUGUGUCCCCAGUUUUGUUAUUGUUACAUAAAACACAGGGACCUUCUCGGCGUCCUUGACCAUAUGAAUCAAUGAAGAUAUUCUUCAUGAAAAACAUCAGUGAUAUUUUAACAAUUGUACUGUCGAUAAGAACGCGUAAGUGAGAUAAACUUAUCUGAGCAAAUGUAUGUCGACGUGAUAGAAACACAUAUAAAAGUAACCAGAAACAAUUAUAUUUUGUUUAUAUUGACAUUGCAGUCGGUGGAAGAUGCUCGUGUAAUUGCGAGCGAAUGUCUCGCUUGGGGUUCCGCAAACACGUAAAUAUAGGGUGGAGUAAAUAUCCAAAUUGGCUCCGCGGGAGGAUCGAAGGGGAACCAGACCGAAACCGAUGACUGUGUCUUCAAGAUAAAACGUUAAAUAUCGUCAGUGACGUAUGUAGUGAGUGAGUGGGAACCAACAAUCAUGCAUCGGUCAGGAUCGCAGUCAGACAGGCUAGGCGGCGGGGUGGCAGGCUCCUCGUUCAUUGCUAAAAGUUCCGCGUCGGAGCACAGCAUGGCGACCGGCGUGUCCGUAGCGAGCAGCGGCAGCACCUUACCACGCACACUCAGCACCAGCGUGCUACGCAUCAAAAACAGAUCCACGUUCUGGGAAAAAUUCUGGGAUGAACGAACUAGGCGCGAUGCUCACGGAGAAGACCUGAUUGUGACACCCUUCGCGCAAGUCCUGGCGAGCCUGCGUAGCGUCCGCAACAACUUUUUGUGUCUCACCAACGUGCCAGCUUCCAAGUCACGACGGUCUUCCGGCGCAGCUGCUGUCACACCGCAACCAAAAAAUUUUAAUGCGGGAGACGAAUCCUACAUGAAGCUGGCUUUGGAAACCGUUGAGGAACUCGACUGGUGCCUGGACCAAUUGGAGACGAUACAGACACAUCGAUCGGUCUCCGACAUGGCUUCGCUUAAGUUCAAGAGGAUGCUGAACAAGGAGCUGAGCCACUUCUCAGAGUCCAGCAAGUCCGGCAAUCAGAUCUCCGAGUAUAUCUGCUCCACAUUUUUGGACAAACAACAGGAGCUUGACUUACCAUCCUUACAAGUCGAAGAAACUUCGGAACGCGGCGCCAAGAAAAAGGAAAAACCCCGUCAUGGCGGACCUGCGACUACGAUGUCACAAAUAUCGGGUGUUAAGAGGACUUUGACACACACAAAUAGCUUCACCGGCGAACGCGUGCCGAGGUAUGGAGUUGAAACACCGCAUGAGGAAGAGCUCGGCCUUCUUCUCAGCGAUCUAGACCGGUGGGGAGUGGAUAUAUUCCGCAUCGGUGAUCUGUCAUGCGGUAGACCACUCACUGCUGUCGCGUACACAGCGUUCACAUCACGGGAGCUGUUGACUACUCUUCAGAUACCGGCGCGUACUUUCUUGGCGUUUGCAGUUACCUUAGAGGAGCACUAUAUUCGAGACAAUCCUUUCCACAACUCUCUCCACGCUGCCGAUGUCACACAGUCUACAAACGUACUGUUGAAUACACCUGCGCUUAAUGCUGUCUUCACGCCACUAGAAGUUUGCGCUGCUCUUUUCGCUGCCUGCGUCCACGACGUCGAUCACCCGGGCCUCACCAAUCAAUUCCUCGUCAACUCCAGUUCCGAACUCGCACUAAUGUACAACGACGAGUCAGUCCUCGAGAACCACCACCUUGCAGUCGCAUUCAAGCUGCUGCAGAAUGAUGGAUGUGAUAUUUUCGUGAAUCUUCACAAGAAACAAAGACAGACCCUCAGGAAAAUGGUUAUCGACAUGGUCCUCUCGACAGAUAUGUCGAAACACAUGAGUCUGCUGGCGGAUCUGAAGACGAUGGUCGAAACGAAGAAAGUCGCGGGUAGCGGUGUCUUAUUGCUAGACAACUACACUGAUAGAAUUCAAGUAUUAGAGAAUCUCGUACACUGUGCCGAUCUGAGCAAUCCUACUAAGCCGUUGCCACUGUAUAAACGAUGGGUGGCAUUACUGAUGGAAGAGUUCUUCCAGCAAGGCGAUCGUGAACGUGAACAUGGCAUGGAUAUCAGUCCAAUGUGUGACAGACAUAAUGCUACUAUAGAAAAAUCUCAAGUCGGUUUCAUUGACUAUAUCGUGCAUCCUCUGUGGGAAACUUGGGCAGAUUUGGUACAUCCUGACGCUCAAGAUAUUUUGGACACCUUAGAAGAAAACCGAGACUAUUACCAAAGUAUGAUUCCACCGUCACCGCCACCAGCACCGAUACAAUCCUCACACGCCUCUGAUGAUGAUCGCCCUGAACAAAUACGAUUUCAAGUCACCCUAGAGGAGGGAGAAGGAUCAGAAGAUUGCGAGGGCGAAGGUGAUGGUGGAAUGUGACGGAAACUACUCGGAAUCUGCAAGAAACUCACUGAAAAGAUGCAAGUGUGGUGGAAGCUCUGGCAGUAGAGCAGACACGGGUCGACCGUGGAGCGACGAAGCCUGGAUACGCCAACAUUGGCGGUGGAAGAAGGCUUUAGGGUUUAAAACAUACUAAAAUUAUUACAGAUUCCAUGAGUUUUAAUUGUAAAAAUGAAUACGUUUUGAGGCUAAUAUUAAUAGGUGUCCCUUGAGUCUGUUGUAUAAAGUGUACAGCGCCACCGACGGGCGGGUGCGUGCCGUAUAAUGACGCCGCACGCGCGCCCCCCCCUCCCUUGUUGGAUAGUAAUAUUUGUUGACGCUUAAAAUCGAAAUGAAACGACAUGCGAUUGUAUCGUCACAUUUCGAUAUGAUUAUGUUUAUGUGAUCAUUACGCGAUGUUGUUUAGAUUUACCUAACGUUUGUAAUAAUUGUCCCUCCAAUGUUUGUGUGACGUUCGAUUGUCUAGUGUUUGUAUUGUCGUUUCGUUUUGUCUAACCAAAGAUGUGAAACAAUUUCGUUCGCAGUAAUAUCGUACGAUGAUCCUUGUGAGUGGUUAGUGUUCGGUUCGUAAUAUUAAAAUUGUCGUAAUUAGUCUAUAGUUGUCGACGUCGUAUAUUAUCGGCUCGACUGUUAAGGACAUUGAAAACGCUUAUUAAUUGGUAUGAAAGGGUAAUUUAUAUUUGUCAUAUCAUCCACGUUUCUCAUAUAUAAUACGGGUUUGCGAUAAUGAUGUUAUUCACCAAAAUAUAUUAACAUGAUAGGUAUCUUAAAUAUUAAAACUUAUUUAAGGUAAAUUUUAAAAAUUGCCUUUCGAAGUUAUCAUUGUGUCUUUCUUCUAAAAAAUAAUAUUGCAAAAUUCGGUCAAUCAAUUAAUGUUGUACCUUUAUUUGUGGAACUCCCAACUAUAAUCGUAUUUAUGUAUUUUCAAUUACAGUUUUGUAAUACUUUCAAUUAGAAUAUCAACACCAGGAGAUGUAACGGAGCCUCCUUAAGUGUCUCUGAUGUCUUGUUAUUUAUUAACUACAACUGUUCAAACAUGCAAACCAUUGUUGCAUCUUCUAUGCUUUAAAUUAUCUAUCAAUUCAAUGUGUUGGAUAAACACGUUAUAUUUGUGAGUGUAGAAAAAUUGUAAAUAUUCAAUAUUCAAAAAUAAUAAUUCAACUAAAUACGUCAUUUAAUACGGAAGUUCCACAUUUAAUUGGGAGUUAAAAAGACACUGUAACUUCAUCCAAUUUAGGUAGCUUUACUUAAUUUGAGAACCUAAUUUCACCUCAUCUCUUAUAGCGGAUCGCUGGCGAUCCCUUUCAUUUUUCUCCUUAGAUGAUCAAUUAUUUUGUAGGUUUAUCGACGAAAUCACUGUAAUUUAAAUUUAUCAAAAAAAAAAA
Bombyx mandarina (wild silkworm) is the source of this 4191-nucleotide messenger RNA. It is a transcript of the gene dnc, whose product is annotated as phosphodiesterase dunce. Lineage: Eukaryota; Metazoa; Arthropoda; Insecta; Lepidoptera; Bombycidae. Gene Ontology annotation, molecular function: 3',5'-cyclic-nucleotide phosphodiesterase activity. Gene Ontology annotation, biological process: signal transduction. The record is from RefSeq and is a predicted model, not a curated record.